Molecule: messenger RNA, 812 nt
Organism: Notechis scutatus (mainland tiger snake)
Lineage: Eukaryota; Metazoa; Chordata; Lepidosauria; Squamata; Elapidae
Source: RefSeq, a predicted model, not a curated record
AUCUUUGGCUGCUGGGUUUGGAUCCUUGUAGCAGCUACCACAGUCUAUUUCCCUUUGCUGCAAGGAUGGGUCAUGUACGUCUCGAUCAGCUCCUUUGUCAUCUCCUUUCUCCUCCUCCUGAGUUACUUAUUUGGCUUCCAUAAACAGUUUAAAUCCUGGAGAAUUCUGGAUAGUCUUUAUCAUGGAGCCACAGGCAUUUUUUAUCUGAGCGCUGCUGUGUUGCAGGCAAAUGCAACAAUCCAUUCAGAGACUGAAGUGCCAUCUGAACAUAUCCCUCUCUAUUAUCAGCUCAAUGUUGCAGCCACGUUCUUUGCCUUCAUCACUACACUGCUGUAUAUUUUGCAUGCCUUCAGCAACUACUACCACUGAAAUGACAUGAGCUGGAAUUUGUAUCCCCAAACAGUUAACAUUUAAAGAAGAUAAUUCAGUUGCAACUGAAUUCACCCAUCAUCUGGCACCAUCUCAUUUUAGGUGAAGCAAAUACAUGUUUUUUAAAACCUGUAUUGUAGCAUGCUGCUGAGUUCUGUAUGUAAAACUACUCAACUUACUGUAAUCUUUCUCAUGCUUGUAAUUAUCCCAAAUCAUUACUUUCCCCCCUCAUAUCAAAGCCUUCAUAAAUAAUGUACAUAAAAUAGGGGGGAUUUUUGAACUUUCUGUUUUCAGUGAACUAUCUUCACAUUUCCUCUUCUGUGAAGGAAUUCUUGUUGGUUUGCUAUGGUAUCUUGCAUGUGGCAGAAGAUUCUCGGUUCAUAUAUUGAGGUGGCCAGUUUCCAAUUCACACAAACCAUAAAUGAAAUAGCAUAUAGCAGUGU